Messenger RNA from Styela clava, 1980 nucleotides. The record is from RefSeq and is a predicted model, not a curated record. NCBI's taxonomy places the organism in Eukaryota, Metazoa, Chordata, Ascidiacea, Stolidobranchia, Styelidae.
AAUGCAAUAUGUUACAUAUUCAAUGAUAUUUUAGUUAUGUUUAACAAUCUGCUAGUUUUUCGCGGCGCAUUUGGCUACACCAGUGUAUAACGUUAGUUGGCAAGAGGUAAAUUUUAUAGUAAUUGGGAACACUGAAACAUGACACCAUACUGUAAACAUUGAACAAUGAUCCAUUGUUUAUGGUAGUCUAUGUCUGUAUUGUCUGUAUCAGUGUACCACUGUUGAUAGCUUGUUGUUUUACAAUUGGAAGAAAUUUAUUAAUAUUAUCAGUAUGGCUAGUUCUAGUAGUAAUUCAAUUUCGAGAAUGAACAAAACAAAUGGAAGUAAAAGACCUUCAUUGAAUCAAGACAGUCAACCAAAAGGGAAUGAGAUUGUUUCUAAAAAUGAUCGCAAUAAUUCUGCAUCAACAAAAAGUAUAUCCCGAUUCAGACCAGGAAGAGGAGGAUUUGGAGGUGUGAAAUUGAAAGCACCAAUGUCAGGUGUUCGAUACACUGCAAAGCCGAUUGUUCCUGCUGAAAAAGCAGAGUUGAUUUCAGUAGCUAAAGCUAUGCAUCGAGAAAAUUUUGGAAAACGUGUUCAAGAAACAUUUAGUCCUGAGGUAGCUGCUGCUGUACGAGCUGUGGAAACAGGGCAUUAUGUUGGAUGGAGAUGCCCAGAGUUCACUUGGGACUGUAUCAGAGUUGGAGAAGAAUCUAAAUGCUUUUGUGGUCAUUUGUUGAAUCAACACAGAUAUUUUAAUGGAACAAAAUCCCAAGUAUCUUGUGCUAUUCAUGAUUGUCGCUGCAGAAGUUUUGAAUUUGUUCCAUCAAGACCAGAAGAUGUUGGUGAAUUCUGGCUUAAAAAAAGACCAGGAUAUGAUCCUAGCACUUGGACAGCAAAAUGCAGAUGUAAGCAUUCUCAUACUAAUCACUCACCAAUUGGAGUUCGAAGAUGUCAGUUUAAGGGUUGCAGAUGUCAUCAGUUUGAAUCUAACUUUCUCUGUGCUGCUUGUGAUAGACAUUGGGAAGAUCAUCAAACUUUCUUUGAAACUGAAGAUAUAAGGGUCGCAAAUGGGCUGCCAAUUGGCGAAGCUUAUAUACCGUUUGCCGAAUUAUCUGAACUACGUGAUAUGGCUCUAACUGGAGAUGCGAAGAACAGUAAAUCAUAUUUAGCAAUAAAGGAAACUCAAAGUCCAUUUGCAUUGCAACAAAACUUCAAUGAUCUCUCUCUUCAAACAACCUCGCCAACUCAUAGUAAUAGCGGAAGAAUUACAAACGAAACACCAGUACCUUUUGGUUAUCAGCGGCCAAAGGGAUCUCCUUUUGACUAAGCCGAGUAUGAUAAGAUAUUGUGGAACAUUAAUAUUGUUUAGUGGUGCUACCAAUUUUGGAGUGAACUCGAGAAUCAUUGCAAUUCUUCAAUGUGAUAAAGUCAUGACAUCCUUGAUAACCGAUGUGCUACUGACUUAUCUUUUUCGGAUUGUAAAAAAGAAUUGGGUUGUUUUUUUAUCAACAAUCAGGUCUUUGAGACAUGAUAGCUCAUUGACCCAAGUAACACAUAUUCAUUUUACCACUUGUCUUACCGUACUUGAGUAAAAACUUGUAAUAUCUAUUGUUGCUUUCUUUUGUUCAAUAUAUAUAUACAUAUACUUCAUAUGUCUUGUAUUUUAAUUUAUUUUUUACUGAAUGUAAUUCUUAUAAUAUUUUAAACACUGUAAUUACACAUAUAGAUUAUUUGCACUGUGGCAUAUGUUCUUUUUUAUUCGUCUCACUGCAUUGCACUUGUAUAUUUUUCUUUUGUUUUACUGUGUGGAACAGGCAUCUGCCACUUCUGUCUCGCGUAUACUUUGUAACCAUGUACAGAAAUAUAUAUAUUUUUUUAGUUUGUAAUGUUCUCUCGUUUAGUUUGUAACAUUACCUCGUUUUCGCGUUUUUGAACUAUAUAUUCGUUAGUUUUCUGUUGUGUUUCGGAAACUUAAAUAUAAAUCAGAUAAUCCAAUUA